AUGCCGAAAAAAUUGGGGGAGAAAAGUACAUCUGUGAAUGCAGGUGGUGGCGGUGUAAACGUCAAUACAGGAAAAGGGAAGCCUGGGGGUACUUCCGUGGACGUCGGAAAGGGCGGAGUUGGAGUGAACACCGGGAAAGGAAAGCCAGGGGGUGGCACCCAUGUAAACGUCGGAAAGGGCGGAGUUGGAGUGAACACCGGGAAAGGAAAGCCAGGGGGUGGCACCCAUGUGAACGUUGGAAAGGGCGGAAUUGGAGUGAACACCGGGAAAGGAAAGCGAGGAGGUGGCACUCAUGUGAGCGUCGGCGGCAAAGGUGGAGGAGUAUCUGUAAACACCGGGCACAAGGGAAAGCCAGUAAACGUUAAUGUUUCACCGUUUAUUUACAAUUAUGCGGCCACCGAGACUCAAAUCCAUGAUGACCCGAAUGUGGCCUUCUUUUUGGAAAAAGACUUGCACGCCGGUGCAGCGAUGACCCUGCAUUUCACCGAAAAUACUGAGAAAUCAACUUUCUUACCAUACAAAAUAUCCCAAACGAUACCGUUUUCAUCUGACAAGUUGCCAGAAAUUUUCACCAAAUUUUCAGUAAAACCUGGAUCAGAAAAGGCAGAGACGAUGACGAACACGAUCAAGGAGUGCGAACAGCCAUCGAUUCAAGGAGAAGAAAAAUACUGUGCAACCUCACUCAAGUCAAUGAUCGAUUUCAGCACUUCCAAGCUCGGGAAAAUAGAUCAGGCAGUCUCAACAGAGGUGGAAAAACAAACCCCUAAGCAGAAAUACACAAUAGCUGCCGGAGUACAGAGAAUUGCAGGCGGCAAAGCUGUAGUAUGCCACAAGCAGAAUUACGCAUACGCCGUUUUCUAUUGCCAUAAAUCAGAAACAACCAGGGCUUACACGGUUCCUUUGGAGGGUGCCGACGGAACAAAAGCCAAAGCAGUAGCAGUGUGCCACACAGAUACAUCGGCAUGGAACGCAAAGCAUUUGGCUUUUCAAAUCCUUAAGGUUGAGCCAGGAACCAUUCCCAUCUGCCAUUUCCUUCCUCAGGAUCACAUUGUUUGGGUCCCAAAGUAAAAUCCUGAAGAGUAACUCAUAUAGUGUGCAUUAAAACGGCUUAAAGAGAUAUCCAGUUUGUUCUAUAAUAGGUAUACCUCAAACCCAUCGAGUUGAGUUAUGCAGAAGGUAUCCAUGGAUCAUGUUCUUAGUAAUGGAUAAAAUUAUAUUACUUACUGUAUCA
This is a messenger RNA of Hibiscus syriacus, 1231 nucleotides long. Its product is annotated as BURP domain-containing protein 3-like. NCBI's taxonomy places the organism in Eukaryota, Viridiplantae, Streptophyta, Magnoliopsida, Malvales, Malvaceae. The record is from RefSeq and is a predicted model, not a curated record.